AUGUCAGAAGAAAAUAGUAGUCACUUGGAUAUGUAUCAAAUGGGGCGCUUGGCAGAGUUAUGCAUCAUUAUUGAUGAAAAUGAUAAUGUGAUUGGUGCAGAGGACAAGAAGACAUGUCAUUUGUAUAAAAACAUCCAAAAAGGACUCUUACAUCGAGCUUUCAGUGUUGUCUUGUUCAAUAGCAAAAAUCAACUACUGGUGCAGGAGAGAUCAGACUCUAAAAUUACCUUUCCAGGGUACUUUACAGACUCUUGUUCUAGUCAUCCAUUAAGCAACACCCUAGAACUGGAUGAAAACAAUGCAAUUGGAGUAAGGAGAGCAGCACAGAGAAGAGUACAGGAUGAGUUAGGCAUUCCUCUGGAACAGGUUCCCUUGGAUGAUAUCAUCUAUAUGACACGCUACCAUUACAAGGCUCAGUCAGAUGAGACUUGGGGAGAACAUGAAAUUGCUUAUCUACUAUUGAUGACAAAGGAUGUAACUUUGAAUCCUGAUUCAAGAGAACUGAAAAAUUAUUAUUAUAUGUCAAAGGAAGAAUUAAAAGAGCUCCUGGCAAAAGGAGAGAGAGGAGAAGCUAAGAUUACUCCAUGGCUAAAACUCAUGGCAGAGAAUUUUCUCUUUAAGUGGUGGGAUAGUCUACCUAAUGUGAAUCAUUUUCUUGACCAUAAAACAAUACACAGACUAUAAAAACCACAAAUUAUUACAAAAUUACUCAACCAAAGUCUCUAAUUGUUUUGGGGUAAUAUAUAGAAUAGAUUAUUCUGAUCUUAAAACUAUUAAUAAAGAGAGUAAGGUGGGAAUCAAAAUUUUAUUUGAUUUUAAGAUGUGGUAGGUUAUAGAUAUAUCCAGCAUCUUUCAUCAGACUUCCCAUUUCUUGCUAGAGAUAGAAAGUAUUUUUCAGACUGAUAUAAAACAUUAAACUAAUCUGAGCUGCUUUUUCCUCUCUCUGAAUUUCUAGUUUUCAUCUUGCCUGGGGUAUAUUGUGUAUAAAGCACUAGAUGAAAUAGGAAGUUUAGAUAAGAGAGAGUUCCUGACCUCCCAGAGUCUAAAGGAUAUGAAAAGUACAUAGAUUUUCCUGGGAUAAGAAGAUACACAUUAAAUGCAAAAGAAAAGUACUAGCAAAGUUUUCUACGCCGAAGAGGGACUGAGCUGUAGCUUUUAUGGAAUAAAGAACAAUUCUUCAUAGCCUAGAUUUUAUCAUUUACUCUGCUGAAGUAAAAAAUUCCUCAAACCCAUGCCCUCUGCCAAUGACCAACCCAAAGUAGUCUUAUAUUAUACAAUCUGCUUAAGUAAACUCUAUUAUGAUGCUAAAUAUUAUGGGAUUCUAGAAUCUGUCAUUAUUAAAGUAGAAGUUAAAGCUUGACUUGCAUUGACAUACCUAUGUUUAGAGAUUUUUAUUUUUUAACCAUUAGUAAAUUUAACCAUAAAUGGGAAAUGAGAGUGAAAACUAAACUUUGAUUCUUGUUGAUGAAUGAUUUUAGCAAAUCAAAAAGAAAAAUGUUUUUUUUUUUCUUUAUGGGAAAUGGGCUUUUCUGGUUUACAUUUAAUUAGCCAUACUGUUAAUUAUGUCAAACUAGCUUACAUUAGGAUGUAUGAACUAAUUUAAGCAAUGUACACACUUUAAAAAUUAAUAAAAUCACGUUGAAGUAUA
Antechinus flavipes (yellow-footed antechinus) is the source of this 1648-nucleotide messenger RNA. Its product is annotated as isopentenyl-diphosphate Delta-isomerase 1-like. Gene Ontology annotation, cellular component: cytoplasm. Gene Ontology annotation, biological process: isoprenoid biosynthetic process; isopentenyl diphosphate biosynthetic process. Bases 1 to 684 code for a protein of 227 amino acids. NCBI's taxonomy places the organism in Eukaryota, Metazoa, Chordata, Mammalia, Dasyuromorphia, Dasyuridae. Gene Ontology annotation, molecular function: isopentenyl-diphosphate delta-isomerase activity. The record is from RefSeq and is a predicted model, not a curated record. The transcript has 4 exons.